AUGAAGCAGGGAACUAAUUUUUUCUUUUUACGAGUGUUGAUUAGUAUUUUUAAAAAAGGUGAUUAUCAAAAAUUAUUAGUAGUCUUUGAUGGUGGUGGAACUAACUUCCGAAAAAAUUUACUACCACAAUAUAAAGCCCAGCGGGAAGCCAUGCCCGAGGAAUUAUAUAAGCAAAUGGAAAUGGUAAAAUCGCUAUUAGAGAAAACUAACAUUACCUACUUACAAUUAGAAAACCAUGAGGCCGAUGACCUAAUUGCUUCUUUUAUUAAGAAAAAUCAAGAAAAAAAUUCUCAAAUAAUCUUUGAUGUCUUUACUCGCGACAAGGAUUUACUCCAACUGCUUAGCCAAAAUAUUAAUAUCUUAAAGUAUAUUAAUGGGAAAACCACCCUCUAUACUUACGAAAUUUUUUGUCAAGAAUAUAAUUUUACCCCUCAUAAUUAUAUUGACUAUUUAAGUUUAUUGGGAGACAAGGUUGACAAUAUUGAGGGAGUAAAUGGAAUUGGACCAGUUAAUGCCAAAAAACUAAUUCAACAAUUUCAGUCUGUAGAAAAUAUUUAUCAGAAAAUAAAUAACUUACCGGAAAUUACUAAACAUCUAUUAAUAGACAAAGAAAAAUUAGUUUUGGUUAAUAAAAAACUUAUUAGUUUAGCAGAAGAUAUUUCUUUGCCAAUAGAUAUAUACGAAAAAUGUAAUUUCCGUUGA
This is a messenger RNA of Ambispora leptoticha, 702 nucleotides long. NCBI's taxonomy places the organism in Eukaryota, Fungi, Glomeromycota, Glomeromycetes, Archaeosporales, Ambisporaceae. The record is from the annotation of a GenBank genome assembly.